This is a messenger RNA of Capsicum annuum, 513 nucleotides long. RefSeq lists its product as uncharacterized. NCBI's taxonomy places the organism in Eukaryota, Viridiplantae, Streptophyta, Magnoliopsida, Solanales, Solanaceae. Gene Ontology annotation, molecular function: protein binding. The record is from RefSeq and is a predicted model, not a curated record.
UAAAGCAGAGAGACUGGAAAGUGGCAUGCUCUAAUAGGUUUUGAAGUAGUAAAAUGGAAAUUGUAGGUUCCGACGGGUCGGAAAUCCGGGUCAAACCCGGUUCAACCAUCGAAUUCGGUAGAGGAUUGGGGUUCACCUCCUCCGACCGAACCGUUUCUCGCCGUCAAAUCUUGUUCCAUUCACACGAAAAAGAUGAAACUAAGCUUAAUUUUGAAGUUGUAGGAAGGAAUCCCAUUUGGGUAUACAACAAUCGAAAUGGUGAAGUACGAGCUUUUAAGCAGUAUGAAAGAGGGGAAAUGGAGAAUGGGGACAUGUUCUGUGUUUCUGCUAGUAAACCAAAUAUUUGGUUUACUUUGAAAUCAAUUGAGUUUGACGAUGAAGAUGAAAGGAGUGAGAAGAAAGAGACGGAAAUGGAGAGCCAGUUGGCUGAAAGUCUUCGUAGUAGUUUAUGUCCAGUUGGGUUUGAAUUGGAUGUGGAGAAUAUUGAUAUUUCCGGCAUUGACCCUGUUCGAG